AUUUGUCUGCUAAUACUGUAUACACAAUUAAUGCACAAUAUAAAUUGAAAUGACAAGGACCUUGAGGUUGCAUGUGGAUUGUUACAUAAUAUUGAGACCCCCUUAACAUUACGAGUUGAAAUGCAACCUUAAUUAAUUUAAAAUGGGUUUAUGUGGAGAUAUAUCCCUUAAAGGUGCCUACGUAGUUUUUGGAGAGACAUUUUUGAAAGAGGAGCAAAAUCUUCACCGAUUGUUUUCCAUUAAAAACAUGUCUGACUGUAGUGACCCUAUGAUCCACCUCCUAAGACCUUUGUUGGUGAUACACCAUCUCGGUACACCGUCAGUGUCACUGUGACUCUCACUCACUUACAACUUCCAUUCAUGACUCUGGGUCCAGACAACUCCCCCUGUGCAAUCAUACCCCUCCGAGAUUUUUUUUACCAGUCACCAAAUGUGUCAUAGAACAUUAAACAUCUGAUUUACUAACUUUUCAGUUACAGUAUAUCAUCUCUAUAUCUCUAGGCAUGAUGGUGUAAAAUGAUCAGAAAGUCAAAUUUUAAGAUUUUUAGUCUAAAGAAACAUCAGAGGGAGCCUUAAAACGUCUCAUAUGUGCAUAAACAGCCUCAUAUAUUUAAACUCCCCAAAUUAAAAGAUAUAUCACUGAUCAAAUUACCUCAGUCUCUUGAAUUGUAGUCCUGCCUACAACACAACACAACCAUUAUUUUUCACAUGCACACAUUUAAUACAGAACUCAUUUGAGUUACCAGAUAAAACGCUCAAUACAAAGGUGACACACAGGUUUGUCCUUUGUCCUCUGUCUCUGAGGCAAUAACAGGACACUGAGCACUAUGAAUGCCUGUGUGUCUACGUGUUUCUGUUGUCUGUGAACAAGUGGGACGGGGGGGAAGAGGUGAGUAUAUGUGUGUAAUGAAGACAGGGAGAGAGAAGUAUCUGAUUUCCCCUCGUCAUCGGUGCUGAGUCCGAGGUCCCCAGCUGUCCCAAACAGUCAUCUUGACACAUGAGCGCUCAGCCUGGCAUCCACACAAACAUACAUACAAACACACACGCACAAAAUCACUGCUAAGUACACAAACACAGACAUAUGCUGGCAUCUGAGCACUUUGGAAAACACCUAAAGAGACAAUAAAGGCAGUAAAGAAAGAGAGGGCCCAGACAGAGAGUCCUGAGGGCCUGAAGUGAGGAGGCAGGUGGGUGGGCCGGUUUGUUAGACUCAGUUCCACUGGACGUCCAGCUCUCCAGUCAACGCCAGCAGGUGAAGGACUCAUUCACACAGAGAUUUACUCACACGCUGGAUUUUGUCCUCCGGGCUGCCCGAGGUUUGAAAAGAGGUGAGGCAGUGCUGACAUUAUCCACCAAACACCAUGGACCAGGAGGAUGACAAAAACUCGGUGGAUAUCCAUGACAACCCUCCAGCUCCUGACAACGUGGUGAAAGAAGAUGGAGACACUGUCUAUUUCAUAUAUGAGGAGGAGGUUGAGGUGGAGGAGAAGGAACCAGAACCUCCACCACCUGUUAUAUUGGUCAACGACAAACCCCACAAGUUCAAGGACCACUACUGCAAGAAACCCAAGUUCUGUGACGUCUGCGCUCGCAUGAUAGUCUUGAACAACAAGUUUGCUCUGAGGUGUAAAAACUGCAAGACCAACAUUCACCAUUCGUGUCAGUCCUAUGUCGAGUUCCAGAGGUGCUUUGGUAAAAUUCCACCUGGCUUCAGACGAGCAUACAGCUCCCCCCUGUACAGCAGUGACCAACCAGAUCCAAACAACCCAAACCGUAACGACCCCGUCUUUGACACGCUGCGUGUCGGCGUCAUCAUGGCGAAUAAGGAGCGCAAAAAGAAUGAAAAUGACAAGAAAAAUAUGAUGAUGAUGAUGGAGGAGGAAGAAGAGGAGAACCAACAGCCCAAAGAGAAUGAGGAAGGAGGAGAAGGGAAGCCUGAUGAUAAGAAGGAGAAAGGAGGAGACAAAGCAGAUGACAAGAGUAAGGGUACAUUCUCCCAGUCCCACUAUUACCUGGCUCUCUACCGCUUCAAGGCCAUAGAGAAAGACGACCUCGACUUCCACCCUGGUGAUCGGAUCACAGUUCUGGAUGACUCCAAUGAGGAGUGGUGGAGGGGAAAGAUGGGGGAGAAGACAGGCUACUUCCCGACCAACUACCUCAUAAAAGUGCGAGCGUCGGAAAGGGUUUUCAAGAUAACACGCUCCUUUGUCGGGAACAGAGAGAUGGGGCAAAUCACACUGAAGAAAGAUCAGAUUGUGGUGAAGAAAGGAGAUGAGAAAGGCGGCUAUUUGAAGGUCAGCACUGGACGCAAGCUGGGCUAUUUCCCUGCUGAUCUGCUGGAGGAGAUCACUGUGACAUAAAAACAACAAUAUGCAGUGGAAAGAGCCUGCAGCCAACACACUUUACAUAUCAGCGCAAACUGGAGACAUCACUGUUUGCAAUUGUCUGUAUUUGUUUCAUAAACAAAUGUCACGGCAGCAAAAAAUGAAAACUGUAUCUGCUGUGGUGUAUUGUGACAAAGCAAGAGAAAGGAGAGAUUAAUAAUUUGAUUAAAAAUACAUUUCACUAGUAUGUACAUUGAUAUGUUGCUAAGAGACAGGGUUACUGGCUUUAAUGUGAUUAGCAUUGUCAUAAAAAUGGUUGAAUGCUUUAAGAAAACUAAACUACCUGCUGUUUAUAGCUAGCCAUGUCGAGUGGGAGACAAAAUCCGAAGUGCUUUGGUAAAGGUCAUUAAUCAUAACGAUUAAUUGCUAUGAAAAUAGACACAAGUUUGAAGACAUGCAUCAAUAUAUUUCUAAAUCAAUACGACUAAACAGUUUUUAAAACAGGCAGACGGGUAGAACUUCUGUUACAGCUAACAGCAACUUCCUAAAGUUUGGCCGCAAGAAAAAAAAAACGGCAUCAGGCAAAUGGGAAAGAGAUAGUAAAUCAAAAUGCAAACAUAACAAGCCCAUUGUACAAUUCCCAUUUAUUGACUGCUUAUUAACAACUUACACUGCUUAUGAUCUGUCAGUGUAUUAAUAUGGUAUUCAAAAUAUGGUAUUAAUAUAAGUUUUCAAAUCACAGUAUCAUCAUGGGUAUUUCCAGAUAAAAUAUCUAAUGGAAUUCUUGUUCCUGUUAGCAAGGCUCUCUAGGUCCUUUAUACAGUAGUUACGUACAUAGAGGCCUCAAAGUAAUUUAAUCUUGUACAUAGGAAUACAAACAGAUCAAAGAUCAGGAUCCUAGAUUGAGCGUGCACAUAAUACAAUCAAUACUGCUCAAAAUGGUUUCAAAUGUUUGCACUUAUUGCUGCUGAUAGCUCCUGAAGUAUAUGUGUUUCAAAUAUUAAACCUGAAGUGCACUUAAAAA
This is a messenger RNA of Acanthopagrus latus (yellowfin seabream), 3348 nucleotides long. RefSeq names its product SH3 and cysteine rich domain 3 (gene stac3). The record is from RefSeq and is a predicted model, not a curated record. Gene Ontology annotation, biological process: positive regulation of voltage-gated calcium channel activity; skeletal muscle contraction; positive regulation of protein localization to plasma membrane. Gene Ontology annotation, cellular component: extrinsic component of cytoplasmic side of plasma membrane. Bases 1362 to 2360 code for a protein of 332 amino acids. Lineage: Eukaryota; Metazoa; Chordata; Actinopteri; Spariformes; Sparidae. Gene Ontology annotation, molecular function: protein binding. The transcript is spliced from 13 exons.